This is a messenger RNA of Darwinula stevensoni, 4233 nucleotides long. The record is from the annotation of a GenBank genome assembly. NCBI's taxonomy places the organism in Eukaryota, Metazoa, Arthropoda, Ostracoda, Podocopida, Darwinulidae.
AUGACUGGGAUUUCGGGUAGGGCGGUGUUGUUCCUAGUGAAUAGGGCGAAUGAAGACUGGUGGAACGUGAGGAAAACAGACGGAAGGGACGGAUUCGUCCCGGCCAACUACGUGAAGGAGACUGAACCGAAGGUGGUGCAGGUGAAGGUGAGGAAACCGGAGGUGGUGCGCGAGAUGAAAGCGGUGAAGAAGACCAAGAUGGUGAAACAGAACGUCCGCGUGAAAAAAGUGACUCCCCCGAAACCACCAGCUCGAGGAAUCAAGCCACACCAGCCAAAUGAGAGCGUGGAGAAGCGACUGAAGAUACUCAAUGCUUCCUAUAAUCAGAUUUGCAAGCUGGCUCAGGACCGUCACACGCUUUUGGAAGAUGCCAUGCUCCUAUUUGGUUUCUAUCACGAAUGUGACGACUUCGAAAAGUGGAUGAAGGAUCAGGAGAAGACCCUCCAAAGCGACAAGGACAGCCAAGACGUGGAUUCUAAGAAGCGAAAAUUCGAGAAAUUCGUGACCGACUUGGUGGCGGCAACUCGUCGCCUGGAAGACUUGGACAAGGAAGUGGACGAAUUCGCAAAAAGAGGCCAUAGUCAGCUGGAUAAAAUCAAGGCGCGGCACAGGCAGAUUCACGCUCUUUGGGAUCGACUCAAUCGACUUCGACAGCAAACCGAGAAGAACCUUGCCGGAGCUUCAAGUGUGGAGCUUUUCAAUCGGACAUGCGAUGAGGCCAGAGACUGGAUGGAAGAGAAGAUGAAUAAGAUGGAUAUGGAAGAUCUUGGCAAAGAUCUCAAGACGGUUCAGGCCUUGCAACGGAAGCACGAAGGCCUCGAGAGGGAGCUCGCUCCCCUCGAAGAGAAGGUCAAUCGCGUGAAUCUCUUGGCCAACUCGGUGAUGUCAUCGUAUCCGAACGAGAAGGCCAACAUUGCUGCGAGGCAAAAAGAGCUGCAUAACCUCUGGCAGAAAGUCAAGGGCAAGGCAGCAGACAGGAGGAACAGGUUAGAAGAGGCUGUCGGCCAAGCAAUCUUCCUCAACAGUGCCAAAAGCUUGCUCAAUUGGGUGGGAACUGUGAAAGAAGCCUUAAAUGCAGACGACCCAGUUCGAGAUGUUGCAACUGCCGAAGAAUUGCUCAAGAAGCACGGGGAACUGGGUGACGAUAUCCGAGCACACGACGACGAAUUUCAAGAAGUGAAGGACCUCGGCCAAAAGUUGCUUAAGAGGAACCCACAGACUCGAGAUGCCAUAUACGACCAUCUAAUCCAACUUCAGGUCCUAAUCCAACUCUUUGACGCCCUAAGCCGUAUCCUCGGCGCAAGACAGUUAGAAUUACCAAAUUUUAAUACCCGACAGGAGGAAGAACGAGCCAUCAAACGAGGCUGGCAGGAGAAAGACGACUGGCUGCGGCAGUGUCGGGACCUCCAGAUCUUCGAGAGGGAGGCCGAGCACAUCGAUUCCACCACCUCGGCUCAUGAGACUUUCUUGGAAUAUGAAGAUCUUGGAGACACCGUGGAUGAAGUGGAAGCUCUCCUCAAGCGCCAUGAGGAUUUUGAGAACAAGCUCAUAGUACAGGAUGAUCGAGCAAAUGCAUUCAGUGAGAUGGCCGAUAGAUUGAUAGACGCAAAACACUACGAAGCCAAGGACAUCGACAAGCAGAGGAAGCAGAUCCUGGCAAGGCGAGAGGCAGUCAAAGAGAAGGCAGCCGAACGGAGAGGACUCCUCCACUCGUCCCAGGCCUAUCAGCAGUUUCAGGCCGACGCCGACGACAUGUUCACUUGGAUGACUGAGAAACGAAAGAUGGCCUCCGACGAAUCGUAUCGCGACCUGAGCAACCUCGAGAGGAAGCUCCAGAAGCACGAGGCCUUUGAACGGGAAUUGCGUGCCAAUGAGGGACGAUUGCGCAAUCUCAACAAGGCUAGUCCUAUCUUCUUCUGGAGGCAGUCCUUCAUCACUCACGGUCACUACCGAAAGAAUGAUAUUCAGGACACGCUUGAUACCCUCAACAAGGGUUGGGGAGAAUUGACCGGUCUCACCAAGGACAAGGGAAAGAAGCUGAGACAAGCUUCAGCGCAGCAUGGAUACAACAGGACCUUGGAGGAUGCAAAGAAGAAGGUGGAAGAAUUUGAAUUCAGUCUCCAGUCAACCGACUAUGGUAGUGACCUUAGGAGUGUGAAGCAUCAGUUGCAUAACCAUCAGAUGUUGGAGAACGACAUGGCCCAGUGGGAGGCCAAGAUCAACGACCUCGUGACUCUGGGAGACGAGAUGGCCAAGGAGGGUCACUUCGACUCUGCCAACAUCCUUCAAGCCGGCAAGGCCUUCAAAGAAAAAUUCGGUCGUCUGAAAGACCCGGCGGCGCGUCGACGCAACGCGCUCGAGGAGUCCCUUCGAUUCUACGAGUUCUGCUUCGAGGUCGACCACCAGAUGCAGUGGAUCAAGGAGCACCUGCCGGCCGCCUGCUCCGACACCAUCGGCCAGAGCCUCACGGAGGCGCAGAGCCUCCACAAGAAGCACAAGAAGUUGUCGGAGGAGCUGGCAGGGCACGAGGGAUCCAUCCAGAAGACGCUGUCGCAAGGGCAGGCGCUGGUGGACCAAAAGCAUCCCAACUCCCGUCCCGUGGAGGAGCAGUGCAAGGACCUGAAAGAUGCUUGGCAGGAUCUCCUCGAGAAGGCAAAGGAAAGGGGGUACCGCCUCGACCUUUCACUCAAGGCCCAACAGUUCUUCGCCGAUGCCAACGAGAUCGAAAGCUGGCUGACCGAAAAACAGGAUGUUCUCCUGUCGAAGGAUUAUGGACGAAAUGAAGAGGCCGCCAAAAAGCUCCUGGCCAAGCAUAAGGCCUUGGAGCUGGAACUGGAUUCGUACAUCGGCUUGGUGACCGAAAUGGGCUCCAUCGCCCAGGGAAUGGUGAAGUCCAACCACCCCGAGUCCAAAAUGAUCCAGAAUCGCCAGGGCAUGAUUGCUCAGCAGGUGAAGAACCUGCAGAAAAUGGCCAACACCAGACGACAGAAGCUCAUGGAGUCCAUGUACCGUCACGAGUACUUCAGAGAGAGCGACGAAUUGGAGCAGUGGAUCAACGAGAUGAUGCAGACGGCCUCAUCCGAGGACUACGGGAAGGACUACGAGCAUCUCGUCAGAUUCUUUGCCCAUCACAGAGAUUCUUUGCCCAUCACAGAGAUUCUUUGCCCAUCACAGAGAUUCUUUGCCCAUCACAGAGAUUAUUUGCCCAUCACAGAGAUUCUUUGCCCAUCACAGAGAUUAUUUGCCCAUCACAGAGAACCAGAAUUAAUGCCCACCCGUGAAGAGGACGGCGAGAAAGAAGACGUCGCCGAGCGUUCGGAGAAGCUGCGACGGCAUCGAGGCGUAAAGACCGAGCCGAAAUAUUGCCAUCCGCUGAGUUUCGGCUUCUCCCGGGAGAUCAGGGAGAAAUGGGGAGAGCUGCUGGAGCAGAUCCAGGCCAGAGACGAGAAGCUGGAGGCAGCCGGAGACAUCCACCGCUUCAACCGAGACGUAUCGGAGGCCCUCUCCCGCAUGCAGGAGAAGGAGCUCGCCAUGAACGACGACCUCGGCCGGGAUCUCAACUCGGUCCAGAGUCUCAUCAAGAAGCACGAAGGGUUCGAGAACGACCUCGUCGCUCUGGAAGCCCAGCUCCAGGUGCUGGUGGACGAUGCGGCUCGGCUCCAGGUGGAAUACCCGGGAGAGAAUGCGGAUCACAUCAAGGAGCAACAGGAGAUGGUGGUUCAAGAAUGGACCAAACUUCAGGAAAGGGCCAGCCAGAGAAAAGAAAUGCUCCAAGCAUCUCUCCAACUGCAGAAGUUCCUGUCUUCCGUAAGUUCCAGCCCUCGGCACGACCCGAUCCCGCCUCGCAGGGAAGCCAUUAAGUUCCCUCUGGAACUCCAGGUCCGCGACCUGGUGACCUGGGCCUCGGAUCUCCGGAGCACGAUGAUGACCGAGGAGAAAGUCCGAGACGCCGCCUCGGCCCAGACCCUGAAGGCCGAGCACGAGAGCCUCAAGGCCGAAAUCGAGGCACGAGAAGACAACUUCAGCAGCGUCGUCGAAGCCGGAGAAACCAUGAUCUCAGACGGACAUUACGCCGCUCAGGAGGUGAAAAAGAAGCUGGACUCGGUGCUGGAAGAAAGACAGAAACUCCACGCCGCCUGGCACCACAAGAAAGUCUACCUCGAUCAACUCAUCGACCUUCACUUCUUCCUCCGAGACGCCAAGCAACUCACAACAGCCGCAGCCACCCAAGAG